AUGGAGGAAGAAAUCCGCCGGUCAUCCCGAACAAACAAGGGCACCCACACCGGACGGGCGGAGCAUGACGUGUACUACUUACUGCAGGGCGAAGAGCCCGCCUUGAAAAAAGCAAAAACUGCGGCGGCGGCGGCAGAUUCUGACGACGGUCAAAAUCUCGGCGGCACCGACGAGGACGAGGGCAAAGUGCGGUGUGAUGGUUGCGGCACGACCGAGGAAAACUACGACGAGGAGACUGACGACGGCGGCAUGAUGAUCGAGUGUGAGCACUGCAAGACAUGGCAACAUGCUCGAUGCAUGGGCUACCGCUCAGAAAAACAGAUUCCCGAGCUCUAUUUGUGCAACCGCUGCGGGGAAAACGCGCCACUGGACAAGAAGGACCAGGCGUGGGAAAUCCCGCAGGCGCCUAAGGACAGCACCCGUGCCAACGUGGCCAAGGCGCUUGUCAACGUGAUCGUGCGUGCCAACAGCGCCGUGGCCGGCGCAGACGCCUGGGGCCAGAAGCUCGAGGCCGCCGUGUAUGCGUGGGCCGGCGCCACAGACAAGAAAUACAUAGAGAAAAGUAGAAGCGUGAUGGCAUUGGUGAAGAAACCUGCCGUGCUUAUGCGGCUAAUAUCACACGAGCUAAGCCCCACCGACUUCACCCUCUUGCCCGUGGAGGACAUCGACCCGGAGUUGAAGGACUACGCGGAAAAGGUGCGCCAGGCACUGAUCCGCCGCUCCGUGCUCACCGUCAGCGACGACCUGAGCCAGCGCAUCCGCCGCACGCACAAGGGCGAGGAGAUCGUCGAGACCAAGACCGAUGAAAACAACGACGAUCUCAGCGUGGGCAUGAUUGCCCGCAACGUCGACCACCGGAAGUUUUCCGACGACGCUGUCGCUGCCGUGCCCAGCAAGAACUCCGGCUUGUUGGCCCCCAGUCUAUACCAGCUUGGGGACGACGACGACGAUUACAGUCAUGUGACCUCAAAGGCUGACGGCGAGAGGGACGAGUCUGACGGCGCCAGCGACGACGAGCUCAACUUCAUUUUGGCGGCAAAAGACCCGCAAAAGGUCAAGAAGGCGCCGCCACCGGCCAAACAAACAGCGGCGUUGGCCUUGCCCCCCACCAUGCCCACCGGGUUCUGGGCGGGCGAGAUCGCGUUCCCGGACGUGGCGACUUUCGGCGUGCUGGCCGAGUUUGUGUCGUGCACCAAUUACGAGAAGCCCAAGGACAACGUCACGGUGAGCUUCCAUAACAAGGCUAUGCGUGUGUGCAAGGAAUUGAUGGAGAAGAAAAAGUACCAGAUCGAGGGCAGAUUGGAUAGAUCCAAGGCGGACCCGUACUUGCUGCAGAUCGUGAAGUCGCGGGACUUGUAUCUUGUGAAACUCAAAAAGGAAGACCCAAGCUAUAGCAAAGUAUAUGAGUAUCUUCUGAAACGGUCGAAGGUCGGGGUUCUCUCUGGCCGGGCGCCCAUGGUGAAAGACGCGUAUCUAUUCGCGUUGAACCACGACGCCCCUUCGUAUAUGAACUUCACCGCUGUUGGUGAAGGGCUCUACGUUCUUUUUUCCGUCAAGAAAGACUACGUCCCCGUGGGUAAGAGCAUCCUCAAAAAGUCUCUGCCCGUGGCGAGGGCCCCGCUGGCUGCCGUUGCAAACUUAGAUAACAUUCUACUGAAACUCGAAGGCACAAUCUCAACCAACAUGGGCUCGACGCAUCUUCCGCCUAGACCGGCUCAAAUGCCUUUGUCAGUGCAGCAGCAGCAACCACCGCAGGAUAUACCGCCUCAGCUCUCGCAGGAUCAGAUGAGUUAUCUCUCCUCCAUAGUUCAGCAGAAUCCCCACGUUCAGAGCGACCCCCAGGCAUUGUUGAAUUUGCUUCAACUGAUGCAGACCUGAGAAGUGCAUGUGAUAUAAAGCAGAGUAUUUGUUGCGUGCUUGGAGAAAAAGAGGGUAGGCCUCUAAGUUGAUGCCUGUCGUGUUAUGAGAACAAAAACUGGUGGGGCAAACAAAUAAUUUGGGAAUAAAAAGAGGACGACGUCAGUAUUUUGGGCUAUUGCAUCCGGAAUAUAUUCUUCUGGUGAAAACACCAUUUAGCUAUUUGUAUGUGUAUUUUAAUGGAUUAGGCACAGUC
This is a messenger RNA of Metschnikowia bicuspidata var. bicuspidata NRRL YB-4993, 2113 nucleotides long. RefSeq lists its product as uncharacterized. Gene Ontology annotation, biological process: DNA-templated transcription. Bases 1 to 1878 code for a protein of 625 amino acids. The record is from RefSeq and is a predicted model, not a curated record. NCBI's taxonomy places the organism in Eukaryota, Fungi, Ascomycota, Pichiomycetes, Serinales, Metschnikowiaceae. The transcript has 2 exons.